CGCACCCGCACCACGCGCCGCCGCGCAUGCAGCUGCAGCCCAUGCAGCCGCAGGGCCAGGCUGCUGGAGUGGGCGUGGGCGUGGGCGUGGGCGCGGCGGGAGCGGCGCGGGGCUCGCCGCGCGUGCUCAACCCGCAGGCGGCGCACGCGCAGCACCGCCCGCCGCGCCCGCGCACUCCGCUGCAUCAUACGCUGCAGCAGCACCAACACGCCCAACAACAUCAGCAGCACCAAAUAGCUCAGCACGUCAUUGGCCAACAGGUUCACCAGCAACAACUGAAUCAGCUCAAGCUCUCCACCCAUCAACUCCUCACCCAACAAAACCAGACACAUGGACAAACUACACGAAUCAUCACACCACAGGGGACAAUAGUAACGCAAAAUCUACAAUCUUCGAUGCCUCAACAUACGGUGGUUCAGACGAAUCAGAAUAACGGGCCCCUCCCUCCUCAGAACACCCUCACUAACAUUUCCCAAAGGUCAUCCCCCCAUCCGCAGCAGGUACAGCAAGUGAAAAAGGUCGUAGUGCAACCGAAUAACGCGAGCGACAUGGACGACCUCGAGGAUAGCAUUACGGCGGCCAUACUGACGAAGCGCUCGGUGAGCGAGAGCCUGUCGCCGUCCCCGCAGCAGUACGCGGCGCCGCGCGGCCCCUUCGCGGGCGCGCACUUCCCGGCCUACGAGCCGCCGCCGCCGACGCUCUCGCAGCUGCUCAUGGAGCCCGACGCCGACGACGAGCGCCAGCUGCUCACGCUCACCAACGGGCAGAGGAUCACGCUCGCCGACUACCGCCGCAUGCAGCAGCCGCAGCGGGCUGCUCCUGUGCAACAACAAGUCAGGGAAACUGGAAGACAAACAUUAGUGAGAAGUAAAGAACAGCCGAGGCCUGUACAGAGGGUACCUCCAAUGCAAACCCAGCAACAACCUCCCCACCUAGAAAACAACGAAAGUAUGUCCGGACCUUCAGAACAAACAACAGAGCCACAAUCUGCCAAAAUGUUGAUAUUCCUUCAAAAUGGUGAACAAAGGUUAAUCACAUUUACACUGCCUAAAGAAAGUUGCACACUGCAAGAAGUUCUAGAGCAGGUCAAUGUUCCUUUUUCGGAGGAUACCCACAUACAGUGUAUGCAAAAUACGAGUAGUGAAAUUGAUUACUUUGUAUCAGUGGGUUCAACAACAAGGAUUGAAGAGAUGCUAGAAAACCACCCGAUGUUAGUAGGAGAUAUUAGUAAUAGAAAUUCACCUUCAGUUAUGUCCCAACCUCAAAGUAGUGAAGUUUCAACACUUUCAACACCUGAGAAAUCCCAGUGUCCUGACACAGGUAACAAUAGUCCAGAAUCUCCAGGGCCGCGAUCCCCGCCGCCCAGACAUGUUGAUGGCAUGUUGGCUGUUUGUAAAUCCUGUGGCUACACUGGGUACGACUUCAGCCGGUGUGAAAGGUGUAAACGAGUAUUUACAGAAGAGCCUAAAAGCGUACCAAGUAAAAAAGUUGAACAGAAAAAGAAGGAACCUGAGAAAACCAUACCAUCAUUAGAAAAGCAAAACACAUGUACAGAAGGCAUUAAAUUAAAUUUAUUAAAGACUACAAUGAAAACACUCAACAAUAAAACUCCUGUGCAAGAAAAGAAACCACCUAGAGUAAGAAAGCCACGAGGCAAACAGCCAGAUCCAGAGCCUGUGAUAUUGACCUUGAGUUCAGAUGAAGAAGAUUCAAAUAGUUCCAUGAUGAGCAAUCAGCAUGAGCAAUCAAUAAGUAUGAAGGAGCCAUCACUAAGUGAAAUAGAAGGAGGCACACCAGAUAGCGGAAUUGGUAUUGACAGCAUGGAUGAUGGGAGCCGAGAUGAAAUCACCCAAAAUUCCUCACCAGUCACAGCACUUAACUGCCGAACCAUAAGGAUUGGGUCGUAUCGAUAUACACCCAAAGAAAAGGUAUACAUAUCAUCAAAAGGUAUAAAAAUCAUAGCACCUUCACUCAAAAUUGAGUCACGAGAAGUGGCACUUCAAAUACAGCUAAAAGAAGUUGUCAGGAUACUGGUACACUUUGGUAAAGGUUUGCCAGUGAUUUUUUUAUAUACUAUGAGCAAAUGCGGUGGCUAUAUCAGAAAAGCGCUGGAUAUGGUUGAAGAAUCAGGCCCUUAUUAUAACCCAAUGUCGAAAAUAGAUCCUUUCAAAAGAAUAACAUUGUUACCUGAAACUAUAUCAGAAGAAGCCAAAAUGACAUUAAAGGCUUUAUUUGGUAAAGUGAUGGAUGAAUUAAAUGCUCGGGAAGCCAAUGAUAUAUUAGUGAGAACCUGCCCUAAAGAGAGUAAUAAUGUUACUAAAAUGACGACAAGAUUGUCGAGUGCUUCCAUUGCAGCUGGGGCUAAAAGUUCUAACCCUGCAGAGAUAAGGCAAAUAUUAAUUUAUCCACCUGGCAAAGGUGGCAUACCAAUCAACACUGAAGACUACAUGUGCCUAGCUCAAGAUCAAUUUUUGAAUGAUGUCAUCAUAGACUUUUAUUUAAAACAUUUAGUUCAUGAUGUCCUAACACACAGUCAGAGAGAAAAGACUCAUAUUUUUAGCACAUUUUUCUAUAAAAGGCUUACUACAAAACCAAGCAAAGUUAAUAAAAGUUCGAAUCCUCAUGAAUGGGAUAGUGCUUUGACGCCAGCUCAGAAGCGUCAUGCAAGAGUAAAGACGUGGACAAAAAAUGUGAACAUAUUUGACAAAGAUUAUAUUGUAGUUCCUAUAAAUGAAAAUUGUCACUGGUUUGUGGCUAUAAUUUGCUACCCAAGCUUAGAUGGCUGCCGAAGUACGAUAGAUAACCGCUUAGUUACCCCCCAGGAGAUAAAGAAAAAAGAACGUAGAUCGUCGAUGCAAAUAGGAAAUACAACCAUCACACCACUGAAUAAACAGGAACAGCUUACAUUAAGUUGUGAUUCUGACAAUCUUAGUGAACGCGACGAGGCUGAGGCCGAGGAAAGUGACUUGGACAUGCAGUGUGAUACUGAUGAUGAUGAAGCAGAAAAAAACCCCAUAGAAAAGAAAGUCGAAAUACAAACAAAUAGAAAAUCUGAACCUAUUAAACAACCAUGUAUACUAAUAUUUGAUUCAUUAGCUGGGGCAUCUAGAUCCAGAGUUGUAGCAACAUUAAGAGAUUACCUCACUUGUGAAUACCAAGCUAAAGUUUCUCAUAAUAAAGUAUUUAAUAAGGACAACAUUAAAGGAAGUUGUCCUAAAAUACCACAACAAAACAAUUUCACAGAUUGUGGGUUGUACUUAUUACAAUAUGUUGAACAGUUUUUUAAAGAUCCUAUAUUAGACUAUUCUCUUCCUAUAAAACAAUUAGCUAAUUGGUUUGAUGAAAUUGUUGUUACUCGAAAACGUGAAGAGAUUUCCAUUUUAUUAAAAACAUUAAUGCACAAAUACAACCCAGAAUCGCAUUUGGCUUUGCCUGAUAUUACAUUCCCUACUUUAAAUGGUAAAUUGAUUGAGAGUGAAGAUCAACAGGAAGAUAGCUCUGAUGGCGAUAAGGGCAAUUCAAGCAAAUUGCAAAAAUCUGAUGGAAAGGAUUCUGAAACUCCAACACUUACAUUUGUAAAACAAAUGCCAACUGGUGACAUAGUAGUUAAGAGAAAUUAUGCGGACUCUUCUGAUACUAUACAUUUGCGUAAAACUAUAAGGCUUUCAAGUGAUGCAGAAAAUAGAUCUAUGGUCCAAAUUAAGCAAGAAUUUAUCAAGAAAGGUGAUAGCGAAAAUCAAAUUUUGAUUCCUAUUAAGUUACAUACAAGUGACUUGGUUAAAGACAUUCAAAAUACUUUAAUAGUUAAUAAGAAUAAUAAAACUUUGGGUGAUAAAAAACAUGGUGUACAUAAUCAGAAUGUAUCCAACAUAAACUGUAUUCGACAAAACAUUGGUGAAAGUGACAGUAAUUCAUUCCUGAAAUCAAGGAGGGUAAACAAACUCGAUGAUGUUAUGAAUGAAACAAGUAAAAAGUUUAAAAAGAAUGAAUGUUGAUACUUGUUGCCUGUCCAUAUACCAUGUCUAUUAAAUUAUUAUUAAUUUAAUAAAUUG
Molecule: messenger RNA, 4052 nt
Organism: Trichoplusia ni (cabbage looper)
Lineage: Eukaryota; Metazoa; Arthropoda; Insecta; Lepidoptera; Noctuidae
Exons: 23
Coding region: 27-3995 (1322 amino acids)
Biological process (GO): protein desumoylation
Cellular component (GO): cytoplasm; nucleus
Molecular function (GO): SUMO-specific endopeptidase activity
Source: RefSeq, a predicted model, not a curated record